Chaetomium strumarium is the source of this 510-nucleotide messenger RNA. RefSeq lists its product as uncharacterized. The transcript is spliced from 3 exons. NCBI's taxonomy places the organism in Eukaryota, Fungi, Ascomycota, Sordariomycetes, Sordariales, Chaetomiaceae. Bases 1 to 510 code for a protein of 169 amino acids. The record is from RefSeq and is a predicted model, not a curated record.
AUGACCGGCCGCAAGAGAAAGGCAGAGGAGGAGGAAGAGCUCGUUUCCCUCCCGAGUGGCGAUGAGGAGGAGGAAGAAUAUGUAGAGGAUGACGAAGAGGAAGAUGAGUUCGAUGACGAGGAAGAUGAGGACUUCGAGGGUGAAGCCGAGGGUGAAGAAGGUGACGAGGAGGAAGACGAGGAGAAUGCCGCUCCGGCUCCAGAACAAUCCCCGCCCAAGAAGAAGCUAAAGACGGCCCCCUCGGCCCAGCAAGAGGCGCCUCAUAAGAACGGCACCGUCUCGAACGGCCGCGAAGAGGAUGAAGAGGGCGAAGGCGAGGAAGAUGAGUUUGACGAGGAGGGAGAGGAAGGUGAGGGCGAAGAUGAGGAGGAGGAGGAGGAGGAGGAGGAAGAAGAGGGCGGCGAAGAGAAAGAGGCGCCCACGAAGGGCGCCGGCAAGGUGGCCUCCGCUCCCGCGGCAGGCAAGGGCGACUCCAACGCCGUUGCUGCGGGCGGUGAUGAGGAGGACUGA